AUGUCGGAGAAAGCGAAGCAGGGCUCAGCGACUCCCCAAGAUGACAACGGCCUGUCUGCUGAGGCCGGCGCCUCUGAGAUUCCCACCAACGCCGAAGACCGCGCCGCCGCCGCCGCCCUGUCGUCUCUGAAUGCGCCGAAGACAGCUGCUGAGGCUGACGAUGCCGACGAGGACGGAGGGAAGAAGCCGUCCAGCGCGGACCAGGAGGCUCUCGGGAGGGCGAUGAGCAGGCUCGAGAUGAUAGCCGGAGGGGCGAAGAAGGCCGCAGCUGGCGGUGACAGGAAGAGGACGGACGCUACGACUGCGGCGGGAGAGAUUGCUGCUGCUGCUGCGAGUGGUGAAGUGGUCAAGAAGAAGCCGGUCAAGGUCGCUGCGGAGGACGUAAACUUGCUGGUCGAUCAGUUGGACCUCACGAAGAUAAAAGCGACUGAGCUUCUGAGAGAACAUGAAGGGAACGCUGUCAGGGCCAUCCGGGCCUUUAUCUUGCCGCCCGCCGCUGUUGCUUGA
Messenger RNA from Microsporum canis CBS 113480, 507 nucleotides. RefSeq lists its product as hypothetical. NCBI's taxonomy places the organism in Eukaryota, Fungi, Ascomycota, Eurotiomycetes, Onygenales, Arthrodermataceae. The record is from RefSeq and is a predicted model, not a curated record. The transcript has 2 exons. Gene Ontology annotation, biological process: protein stabilization; negative regulation of apoptotic process. Bases 1 to 507 code for a protein of 168 amino acids.